Molecule: messenger RNA, 3486 nt
Organism: Podarcis muralis (Common wall lizard)
Lineage: Eukaryota; Metazoa; Chordata; Lepidosauria; Squamata; Lacertidae
Gene: XRCC2
Product: X-ray repair cross complementing 2
Biological process (GO): double-strand break repair via homologous recombination; DNA strand invasion
Cellular component (GO): centrosome; replication fork; Rad51B-Rad51C-Rad51D-XRCC2 complex
Molecular function (GO): ATP binding; ATP-dependent DNA damage sensor activity; four-way junction DNA binding
Source: RefSeq, a predicted model, not a curated record
GUUAAGACUUGUUCGUAUGAGCAAGCCCCACCGAACAUAGAGUGAUUUCCGAGCAAACACGCCAAGGAUUUCACUGUCAGGCUACUGAAUUCAGGUUACUCGUGAGUAAGCGCGCCGGAACUGCUGGGCACGAGCAACCAGCGUGCCCGCCCUGCAGAGCAGGAGGUUGAGCACCAAGCAAGACCCCCGCUGGAAAUGUAAAACAUGAAAUCGAAACCCUUCGGUCGCAUUGCAAAAAGAAAGAAAGAAAGAAAGAAGCCUCCACUCAGGAGCGCUUCCAUAGACUCAGCGGGAGAUGCUCCAAACUGGAAAGCGUCGGAAUAAUAAGCUGUCAGUCAGAGACGCGCCCGAACUACGCAUGCGCGAGGCAGAGCAUCCGCGAAGGAGGCCUGGACGCCCCGUAAUGAAGUUUCCUUCCUUUUCGCCCCCCCACCUCCAGAUCCGAGAAGAGCGCAUGCGCGGCAGUUCAGGCGGCGCCUGCGCGCCGAAGUGUGAGGCCGUUGGCGCCUCCCUCCUUUUACGGUUAUGAGCUGCCGUUGCUGCGGGUUUCCCUCCGCGAGCGAUGACUGACGGGCUCGGGAAGGCGGAGUCGGGCGCCCAGCUGCUUGCACGACUUGAGGGCAGAAGUUCUCUGAAGACGCUGGAACCUUGUCUGUUUGCUGAUGAAGGUUAUCCUAUUCAUGGAGAUAUUGUUGAAUUCCAUGGUCCAGAAGGAACAGGAAAAACAGAAAUGCUCUAUCAUCUUAUUGCCCGCUGCAUUCUUCCAAAAUCUGGUGGUGGCAUGGAUGUUGGUGUGCUUUUUAUUGAUACAGACUUCCAUUUUGACCUGUUGCGUUUAGUGACUAUUCUGGAGCACAGAUUGCCCCAAGGCACAGAAGAGAUGAUAAAGCAGUGUCUGGGGAGGUUUUUCCUUGUUAAUUGCAGCAGCAGCCCUCAGCUGCUUCUUACUCUUUUCUCUUUGGAAAACAUGUUUUGCUCUCACCCUUCCUUGUGCCUCUUGAUUAUUGACAGUAUAUCAGCCUUUUAUUGGAUUGACAGAGUCAAUGGAGGGGAGAACCUUAGCCAGCAGGAAGCAAACCUAAAGAGAUGUGCGCAGUUCCUGGGGAAGCUUGUAAGAGAGCACCACUUAGUUUUGUUUGCAACAACUCAAACAAUCAUGCAGAAAUCACUGAACACAUCUGAAAGUUCAGGAAAACACCACAGUGAAGCAGAUAUGGACUACCGGCCUUACCUCUGUCAGUCGUGGCAACGGCUGAUAACUCAUCGAAUCUUUUUCUCCAAACAGUGCCAUUCAGGCAGCGCAAAAGGAUUUUCAAUUACCACUUGCCAUGUAAGAAAUAACAGUGUUGUAAAACGCCCAUUUAGCAUUACAGAAUGUGGGAUCCAGUUUUGACAGUGGACUGUUUUUUAAAAAGUAGACUACAAUUUGACAUUACAGUCAAGUUAGUCUUUUAAAAGCUUGUGCCAAUUUUUUAUUAAAAAGGGUUUAAUUUUUUAUGCCAAUAUUUUCUAAAAUGUAAAUAAUAAAGGUUCAGGAUUGUCAGACUUUGUGUCAUGCAGUAUUGAAGCCUUUAAAAAGAGACCUGCCAUUCCAAAAAAGAUCAUUUAUCCAUAGUGUGUUAUUAGCUGCUUUUGGUGCUCAUCCUGUAGAAAUGGAAGCUGUUUUGAAGCUGAGCACUGCACGGUUGAGCUUGAUUCUUUGUUAUAUAAGUGCAUUAGCUGACACUCGGCACUGCACACAUUUGAACUUAAUAGGAAGAACAUAAGACAAGCUUGCUGGAUCAGGCCAGUGGGCCAUCUAGUCCAGCAUUCUGUUCUCACAGCAGCCAACCAGAUGCCCAUGGCAAGCUCAACAGAAGCACAACAGCGCUCUGGCCACCUGUGAUUCUCAGCAACUGGCGUUUAGAGGCAUACUGCUGCCAACGGUGGAGGUAAAACAGCUAUCAGCGGAUGCACACUAAGGUCCCACCCCACUCACCUACUGCUUUUAUCCAUAUUUACCCUUUCAGAUGGGAUAGUAUUGGGGUUAAAUUGGGUUGCUUCCUUUUGGCCUGUAACUUGAGUUGCAGUUCUAAGGAGUACUGAAAAACUAUGCAUGCAAUGGUAGAACAAAUAAAGUCACUGUCCUGCAUAAGAUCCAAGUAGAACAUUUGUGUUUGGGAUGCAGCAUGCAACUCAUCAAAAUUCUGGCAGACCAGUUUCAUCUAAUGAGAAAUGACCCGCAGCUCUGGCAAGAAGAAAACCAUAUUGAAUCAGUAAAGCAAAUGCUAAUUGUAUUGGCUUUGGAAAGCUUCAAAUCCUUUGCGAAAUAAACUGUCUUCUGCAUUAUUUACAAAUCCAGUACAUACAACGGUUCCAAAAAGAGGAAGGUUCUCAACAAACAUGGGCAGUAGUUCAGAUGACCUUCCAUUAAUUGAUGGUGGAAAUGAAUAUUUUUGACUGCUCAGUGUGUAUCGUGUACGUUAAUAUACUGCAACCCUUGAUAGGUCGGUUCUGUAAUCUACACAUUAUGGAUGGAGUGGUUGAGGUCCCCUCUUGAUAACUCUGGCUGAACAGGAAGGUGCUGUGGAGUGAUUUUGAACAGGAAUUCAUAGAUUUCCCUAUGAAAUUUCUAUUAUGGACUAAAAAGAAAAGCCAUCCACUAGAUUUUCUUUUAAUAAUGAUUCUUGAUUCCAUACUCAGGGAUAAAGUUAAGGAGCUAUUAAACCCUGGAUUUUCUCAAUUAACUACUUAAAUUAAUGAUCAUAAAGUAUUACUACCUUGGUACUGUUGUAAGAUGAUUUAUGAAGAGACUGUCAGAAGCUUGAAUGAAAGGCACUCUUUCAUUUAUUUUAAGAUUAAAUCUUACUUGACUCAUGAGUUGAAAGUUCGUUAUAUGGAGUGUUCUCCUAGAUCAGACCAAAGACCUAUCCUGUCCAGCACCCUGUUCCUCAGAUGCCUGCAGGAAGUCCACAAACAGGAAGUGGUCAAGGUGCUUAGAUGAGUCCAGCCACCCGUGUGUAUGCUUGACCCUUUUGGCAAAAAUACUGGAAGAUAAAGAAGAUUGAGUUUUCUUCCCUAGAACAUCAAAAUUAAUCCCCAGCUUUGCUAAAUCAAAGACCGCCAUGUUUUUCCUUGUUUCUGCUGUCUGUUUACCCCAGAAACCUGUGUGUUUCAUUUAAGGGCCAGGACAGGUCAGGGCUAUAAGCCAGUCUCCAGUUUCUUAGAGAUGGGGAGCCCCUUGCCUGCUAAAGAGUUCUGGAAAAUUAAAAUGCCUGUCAGAUUUUUACGAAUCUCUGGUCCCUUUAAAUUUCCCUUUUGCUAGUGGUCCAGAGAGCCAUGCUGAAAGACCGUAUCAUCCUGUUUUACUAGUUUGUUUUUUUGGACCAAGCACCUUCCAUCAUUGGUUUUGGCCUUGGGAAAGUAUUUGCAUACAUGGCUCCCGAGCCCUAGCAAAAAAAAAAUGUUAUCUUUUUAUUGUCUACCCUAUAAAUUAUUUUCACUGUG